AUGAUCGCGUACAGCACUGUGAUCACGCGAGACUCAGUUCUCAGUCACAGGAAGAUUGAGGGCUCUUCAAACCUGCAUCUUUCCAUCUUGGAGCCUCUGUCGAGAGGUCUUGGGAGUCAGGCCAGCAUGUUGGUGGACCAAGGAGCUGCUGUUAAGGACUCAGAGGACACUCCUUUCCCCGACAGCAUUGAGAAACAUAUUGGAAGGACAUCUUCAUCUCUGAAGUAUUCUGAAGUGGAUGACUUGUGUAAGCUACAGAGGAGAUGGGAUGAAGACAAUGAUACUGGUAGACCACUCCAAGGAAGAAAGCAAGUGGAGUCCUUUCGAGGUGAUUUUGGCAAGAGGAACCCUCAUUGUCCGCAUGGUGGAUAUGAGCUUCAGCCUUCACACAUCCAGAAGGAUGGUGGAAAUGUUGACAGGAGGGGUGUCCUGAAGUACCAAGUAAGACAUACUCCCUAUUCUAUGAGAUACGACAAGUGGAGAGUGAAAUGGCAUAAUGAAGGCCAAAUCCGUGUCACUCUGUGGAGCAAUAGAAAGCAUCUCAAGAGAGAGAUGGUGGAGGACAAACAAGAUGGAACCCAGUCUAGUUGGUUCAAGAUCACAAUUCCCUUUGGAAAAAAGUGUGACAAGACCUGGCUAAUGAAUUCAAUCCAGAGCCAUUGCAGUGUCCCCUUCACUCCAGUGGACUUCCACUACACACAGCACAGGGUUCAGAGCUACAAGAUUUGUGAUGAGGAAAACAAAAAGAUACCUAUCUUUGUAGAUACUUCUGCUGUACCUUACUCUGUGCGGGAUAAGUUGGCACCAGAAAAAACGACACAACUAAAGCUGACCAUGAGCAAAAGAUAUGAUGUCUCCCAGAAAGCUCUUGAUCUCCAGAGUCUAUGCUAUGACCCAGACUUGGUGCACCAUGAUAUUGAUAUAAUACUGAAUCACAGAAACUGCAUGACUGCCACUCUGCAGAUCAUCAAAAUGAGUUUCCCUGAGCUGUUGUCCUUGAACUUGCACAACAACAGACUGUUUCAGCUGGAUGGCCUAUCUGAUAUUACACAGAUGGUCCCCACAAUCAGGAUCCUGAACCUGUCCAAAAAUCAACUUAACUCCACCUGGGAGUUGGGGAAGAUCAAAGGCCUGAAGCUCGAAGAGCUGUGGCUGGAAGGGAAUCCCUUGUGUGACACCUUCCCAGACCAAUCCACCUACAAAAGAUCAGUUGCCAUCAGGAAAUGUUUCCCCAAGUUGUUACGCUUGGAUGGCCAGGAUUUAACCCCACCAAUUACUGCUGACAUUGCCAAGCCCAACUUAAAGCCUUACAAAGAAAGCUAUAAAGGACCUGAUGUUGUGAAGAGCCUGAUGCUGCAAUUCCUCCAGCAAUAUUACUUGAUCUAUGACUCUGGAGACAGACAGAGUCUCCUUGGUGCUUAUCACGAUGAGGCCUGUUUCUCCUUAACCAUUCCCUUCAACCCGAAUGAUCCAGAUCCCAGCUUGUUUGAGUACUUCAAAAAUAACAGGAAUAUGAAGAACCUCAAGGACCCCAACCUGCGCUUUCAACUGCUGAAACAUACAAAACGUGAUGUUGUGUGCUCCCUCUGUGUGUUGCCCAAAACUCAGAAUGACUUCAGCUCCUUCAUCUUGGACAUGUGGUUCCUGUCGGAAAGCAUGAUCUUUGUCUGGGUCAGUGGAGUGUUGAAGGAGGUGGAAGGACAGUCUCAGGGUUGUGUGUGUGCCUUCUCCCGAACCUUCAUUGCUACCCCUGCCAGCAGUUCCAGUAUGUACACCUUGAAUGAUGAGCUGUUUGUGAGAGAUGCUACCACCAGGGAGACUCAGAGGACUUUCUCCAUCCCCGUGCUCACAUCCUCCUGCAGUUCUGAGACCACCCUCUCCCAGGAGCAACAAGAUAUGAUGCUGCUUUUCUCUAUCCAGUCUGGCAUGAAACCACAGUGGUCUCAGAAGUGCCUUCAGGACAAUGAGUGGCACUACACCAGAGCUGCUCAGGUCUUCACUAUGCUCAAGAUGAAGGGCAUGAUCCCAGAGGAGGCCUUCAAACAAAUAUCUUAA
This is a messenger RNA of Phyllostomus hastatus (greater spear-nosed bat), 2055 nucleotides long. Its product is annotated as nuclear RNA export factor 2-like. Lineage: Eukaryota; Metazoa; Chordata; Mammalia; Chiroptera; Phyllostomidae. Gene Ontology annotation, molecular function: protein binding; RNA binding. Gene Ontology annotation, biological process: poly(A)+ mRNA export from nucleus. The record is from RefSeq and is a predicted model, not a curated record. Gene Ontology annotation, cellular component: cytoplasm; nucleus.